Liolophura sinensis is the source of this 3165-nucleotide messenger RNA. Its product is annotated as von Willebrand factor D and EGF domain-containing protein-like. The record is from RefSeq and is a predicted model, not a curated record. Gene Ontology annotation, cellular component: cell surface; extracellular region. NCBI's taxonomy places the organism in Eukaryota, Metazoa, Mollusca, Polyplacophora, Chitonida, Chitonidae. Gene Ontology annotation, biological process: anatomical structure development. Bases 14 to 2980 code for a protein of 988 amino acids. Gene Ontology annotation, molecular function: signaling receptor binding. The transcript has 17 exons.
UACUGUCAACAUCAUGAUCAGGUUACUGCUCCCUGUGUUGGCUGCCUUCCUCACCUUUACUCCUGCCUGGCUUCAAGAUCCGUGCGUUACCAAUACUGACUUAUUGAGCGACAGCACUCGAGGUUUGGAUCACAAACAGAGGCCGGAUCAGAUCACAAACGGCUUCUGUGAUAUCUCCCUCAAGCCAGGCUGGUACCGGCUCAAGAUGGGCAGCGACGAUGCAGACCUGGCCACCUCUGCCCCCAAACUAGGCGCAUGCAAUACAAGAUUUCCCAUCUGGAUGAAUGGAACGGUACCGAGUGUUCUUAACCAACAGACAGAAACGAUAGCGUGUAUUGUGGCAUCGUCAAACAACCCAUGCGCGGUGAAGCUCCCGGUCAAAGUGAAGAACUGUGGUCAAUAUCGAGUGUACGAAUUACAACCCACACCAUUCUGUUCGACUGCGUACUGCUUCAGUAAUUUCCCUACCAUCGUAAUUAAACCGGAAGUCGCCCCAAUCCUGGGGAAUAGCACAGUUAACCCCGCGUCUGAAGACUUGCGCUUCGAGUGUAGAUUUAUCUCCCCUAACCCAAAUUAUUUUUACGACAUCGUUUGGAGAAUAAACGGAGCUAAAGUGGCCCAGAUAAACAGGAAGUCCGGAGCUAAUCUGCCUCUAGCCGCUCAGCUACUGGAACCGAUGUGGACUACCCGCUACAAGCUUGGCAUGAACGUCCAGUGUUCCGUGAGAGUCCGCUACUCGGCCAAUGAAGACCCCAGUCCAGAACACCACAGCCAACAGUUCUUCGCCGGACUGAAGGUUUUAAAUCCAGCCGUUGAUCUGAAGGAGGGAGAAUCUGUCAUUGUUCAGCUCCAAUCCACCGUGCCUGUUCCCUGCCAGAUAUUUCUGGCAGGGAAGUGUACUGUUCGCUUCAUUGACCUGAGAACAGAUGUAAAUGAUGGGUGCAAGACAACAGAAAAAGCGAACUGUGGAUUUGAGUUGUCAGCAAAGAACUGGAUGGCCAUUCACGAACUGACGGUGACAGCGAAGUUCGACGGCAUGUUCGGUAGUCGCAUAAGCCAACUGUUCCUGACCUCAACACCCCCAGCCUUCAGUGCGCCCAACCACGUGUGGGCUGACGUCAAGCCCCAACCAGUCGUUAUAAACAUCAUCGAUGAAGAUGCUCUGACCCCAGGAUCAUAUUGUACAUUACAAAACGACCCCCAUUUUAGAUCGUUUGAUGGAAGACGAUUUGACGUACAAAUGCCCGGCGAGUUUGUGUUGUACCGCCACAAGACCUUACCUAUAGAGGUGCGUGGAUAUUUCCAGCUUUGUGGGACAAUCCCAUAUUGUAUUUGUGGUGCCGCUGUUAGAUCAGGCGAGCAGAUUUUUGUGUUUUCUACCUGUAAAGAUAACCUGGCUUAUCAGACAACCCGAGUGCGGGUGUACGGCUGCAACAGGAAUCAGAUGAGAGUCACCACAUCGAAUAACGGCACGAAAUACAAGGUAGAACUGCCUACUGGUCUGGCAGUUGAGAUCAGGAACGGUUACAUCAAGAUCAUCCCCUCCCCAGCUGACGUAGGACAGGUGACAGGGCUGUGCGGGAACUUCAACGGGAAUGCGGAGGACGAGUACAUAGACCCGAAUGGGAUCCGGCACAGCAAUGACUGUGACUUUUUUUUAUUUAACCGUAGCCAUUUUUGUGUUGUAAAUAACUACGGGUCGACGUGGAGAAUUAAAACCACAAAGGAGUCGUAUUAUGGCUAUCCUGAUAUCGACCUUGACCCAGCCCAGGUGGGUGAAUGUCAUUGCACGACCCAAAUGUCACAGAUAUCACAGGAAGUGAACUGUAGCAGGGUGUCCCCUCAGCAGUGCGGCAUCCUGGACCCCGUGGUGACGGACGAAUACUGUACUCAGAUUCCACCGUCGUCGGCCCGGCGGAGAAAGAGACAAGUAGAAAACAGCGAUGGUUUGAAUGACGACGAUGUUAGACCCGUUUUCCCGUUGUACACGGACACCGAAUUUACGGUACCUAAAUGGAUCAAUGGAUGGAAUGAGCAGAAAGCUAGACAGCAUUGUGUACGCUUUUUUCAACGGUCCCCUGCGUUUCAACCUUGUUCAAAAGUCAGUAACUUGGAAAUGGAUCUUGACAUCCACUUUUGCACUAUCGACGUGCUGCUCUCUGGCACAACAGAAUGGACCCUAGCCGCCUUAGAAUCGUUUAAACACAACUGUAGGUCUGAGGUGCGAAGGAAUACAACGCUCUGGAUUCGGGACAACUCACCGUCUGUGCUUGAUCAAGUGAUGGGGACUAGUUGUCCAAACGAAUGUUCUUUCAACGGAAAUUGUGUUAUGGGUGAAUGCCAGUGUGAAGCGGGCUGGAUUGGGGACGACUGCUCCAUUGAUAUCAACACACCACCCGAAGUUCUGGGCUUGCCGAAAGGGGGACUAUGUGAUUUCAAGACCCGGAAGUGCGACCGUACUGUAGUGUACGGAUCGAAAUUUGCAGCUUCCGACAACCUAACUUGCAAGUUUGAAUACGACUUAGCAGUGAGAGAGAGCACACCUUACUAUUCAAAAGCAGUCUUCCGCCACUCUGGUGAAGUCGUGUGUCCCACGCCACUUGGCCUUAUCACAAACGACACGGACGAACCUAGAGUGUAUCACAUCUCUGUGAGCAACAACAACCGUGUGUUCAGCCAGCCGAAACUCUUCCUUCCUUUCCACUCGGAUGAUUUCGCCUGUAACAUAAACGGUUUGAACUUCUCUUGUAGGAAUGUGCAGGACCAGGAAGCCUUCCUGCUUCAUUUACCAAACUCCGUGAGGCUCCUUCUCUGCAGGAAUGGCGAGUCUGUAAGAUUUUUCCAGCUGCCUCCUGGAGGAGAUUUGACGAGGUAUGAAGGCUUCUGUUCCCUCGUCAAUAGCCUGAAAGAACUGGAGCCAAGUACAUAUCCAACUGAUGUCCAAAUCGCCCAUUCCCCCUUGUCAUCGGUAAAAUAUUAACCUGUGGACCAUUUUGAUAUCAAGUUGUGAUUCUCCAAAAUGCAGAUAUAAUCGCCACUUUCCUUUAGCCUUACCUACAAUCCUUAUUUUCCAUGGAAGACAAACAUUGUACAUUUAAACCUGUUUAUGUCAAGUGUCUAAUCAAAUAAACAUGAUGUUUUACAUCAGAACGUGCCCUUGUGUUU